Molecule: messenger RNA, 681 nt
Organism: Lachancea dasiensis
Lineage: Eukaryota; Fungi; Ascomycota; Saccharomycetes; Saccharomycetales; Saccharomycetaceae
Source: the annotation of a GenBank genome assembly
AUGACAACUAUUGAAGAUAUAAAAAGGCAAGUUUUGGAGCCUUAUCAAAAUCAUCGACAGUUAAGUAUCAAAGAAGCAGAUACGAUAUCAUUGGAGUUACUAGAUUUGUUCAGUCAGUCCGAUUGCAAUGACAAAGAAACUUUAAAAUAUUUGGCGAACUUCCUUACCGGAGAGAUGUAUAACGAUCUAAUGGAAGAAAGAAACCUGAACAAGAAAUGUGGAUAUCCAUCUUGCACACGCAGCCAAAGUCGAGUUAAGGAUCCGUAUGGUGGUAACGCUGUGGCAACGAGGUUUCUUCAAGAGAACAACCCUUACGCGUACUUGUCACAGUUUUGUAGUAAAUUUCACUAUCGCUGUUCCCAGUUUUACGAAGUUCAAUUGACAGACGAAGCCUUAUUUGUGCGAAGUGGAGUUCAUCUUAAUGAUGACAUCCAGGGCAAAGCUCCAAAACUGCAGGACGUUACCCUUCUGGAGGAAAUGAUGCAAGGGGAGGAGAUUAAGCAGCACGACGUGGCGGCAAUCAUCAAGGGCAUUGGCCAACUACACAUCAACCGAGAGGGAGAAAAGGCGGAGGUGCAAGAAGAAGUACAAAAGGACCUGAGCGAUUGGCUUUCUCAAAUCAAGAUUGCGGAAAAAGCAAAUCCUCAUCCACUAGGAGAUUUUUUCGAAGAAAAAGGCUGA